AUUGUUUGUUGUCGUUCUCCUGGAAUGGAUCUGCUGCAUCUCGGGAUCCCCUCGCUCACCACCGUGACCGUCGUAGGGUUGAUCAUCUCUCUCGCACUCACCUUGCUCUACCACGCUGCCAAACCAAAGCCCAUCCCAGGCAUCCCACACAAUGUUGCGUCCGCUGGUAACCUUCUGGGCGACGUGCCCGCCAUCACAUCGCACAUCCGCGCGACCGAGGGCACCUUCAUCACCUACAUCAUCGAUCUGAUGCAAUCGCUCAACACACCCAUCAUCCAGGUCUUCAUCCGACCCUUCAGCAAGCCUCUGGUCGUCAUGGGCGACUUCCACGAAGCGCACGACGUGCUGAUCCACCGGUCCAAGGACUUUGACCGGUCCGACUCGCUGGGCGACCUGGUCAAGGGGCUCGCGCCGGACCACCACAUCCACCUCAAGACGGGCGACGCCUGGAAGCGCCAGCGCCGCCUGGUCCAGGAUCUCAUGACGCCAACCUUCCUGCACAAGGUGGCCGGCCCGGCGCUGCAUGCCAAUGUCGCCCGCAUGGUCAAUCUCUGGCGCGAGAAGGCCCUUAUCGCCGACGGCCGCCCCUGGCAUGCCGCCGACGACAUCAACCAUGUGGCUCUGGACGCCGUGACGGCCUUCGCCUUUGGCGAGGGCUUUGACCACAGCGCGACCCGACCGGCGCUUGAGACGCUGCGGGCGCUGGAUGCAGAGGGCAUCGCGGCCGUGCGGCGGGGUGGUGAUAAGGAUGCGCCAAUCGAGUUUCCGCCGGGAAAAGGGGGCGAGUUGCUGGAGGCAAUCCUGGAGCUGACUGAGACGGUGGGCGAGGUGCAGGGCAACCCGUGGCCCGCGCUGACGUGGGCGUGGGUGAUGCGGCGGCCCCGGAUCAAGAGGGCGGUGCGGGUUAAGGAGGCCUACAUCAUGAAGGAGCUGACAAGUGCGGUACGGCGCUUGACAGGGGCGGAUGGCCAGGGGCAGGCGGUGCGCUCGGCGGUGGAUCAUAUGGUCGUCAGCGAGACGAAGCUGGCGCAAAAGGACGGGCGCGCACCGGACUAUUUCUCCCGCGUCAUGAUUGAUGAAAUUUUCGGUUUCGUCUUCGCCGGCCACGAAACUACCAGCACCACGCUGUGCUGGGGGCUCAAGUUCCUAUCCGACAACCCCCAAGCCCAAUCCAAGCUGCGCGACGCCCUCCAAACCACCUUCGCAGCCGCGCACGCCGAGGGCCGCGACCCGGCCGUGCACGAGAUCACGGGGUCGCACAUCCCCUACCUCGACGCCACCAUGGAGGAGAUCCUGCGAUGCGCGGGCACCGCCCCCGUUGUCGACCGCCAGGCCGUCUACGACACGGAACUGUUGGGAUACAAGAUCUCAAAGGGAACGAUGCUGACCUGCCUCGUGACGGGUCCAACCAUGAUGAGCCCUGGGUUCGAGAUCCCAGACGCGCAGCGCAGCGCGACGAGCCGCGCGGCCAAGGGGGAGGGCCGCGUCCGGGCGUGGGACCCCCAGGACAUGGCACUGUUCAACCCGGACCGCUGGAUUGUCCGCACGGGCAAGGACAACAUUAAGGAUGGCCAGGAAGUUGAAGAGUUUGACCCCACGGCGGGCCCGCAGCUGGCUUUUGGGCUGGGCACGCGAGGAUGCUACGGCAAGAGGCUUGUCUAUGUCGAGAUGCGCAUGGUGCUCGUUUUGGUGGUGUGGAACUUUGAGCUGUUGGCGUGUCCGCCGGGACUUUCGGGCUAUAAGUCCGCGCUCAUCACGACCAAUGAACCCAGACAGUGUUUUGUGCGGCUGCGCGAGGUGGGAAGGGCCGCCUGUAAAGCAAGAUAG
Molecule: messenger RNA, 1827 nt
Organism: Canariomyces notabilis
Lineage: Eukaryota; Fungi; Ascomycota; Sordariomycetes; Sordariales; Chaetomiaceae
Product: cytochrome P450
Exons: 2
Coding region: 25-1827 (600 amino acids)
Molecular function (GO): monooxygenase activity; oxidoreductase activity, acting on paired donors, with incorporation or reduction of molecular oxygen; iron ion binding
Source: RefSeq, a predicted model, not a curated record